Dictyostelium purpureum is the source of this 1734-nucleotide messenger RNA. RefSeq lists its product as uncharacterized. NCBI's taxonomy places the organism in Eukaryota, Evosea, Eumycetozoa, Dictyosteliales, Dictyosteliaceae. Gene Ontology annotation, molecular function: protein binding. The record is from RefSeq and is a predicted model, not a curated record. Bases 1 to 1734 code for a protein of 577 amino acids. The transcript is spliced from 2 exons.
AUGGAUAAUAAAGUUUUUGGUUCAGUCUUUAAUAAUAUAUAUAUAAACAACGUUAUUGAAAACCAUAAUAAACUUUUUAAUAUUUUUAAACACCAAAGAAUUUUUAAUAAAUAUGAAAAUUUCGAAAAACAUUCAUAUAAAGAUUAUUUAUUAGAUAUAGCUAUUUAUUUUGAAUUUGACAACUUUAAUAUAUUCCCUGAAAAUAUUCAAUCAAUUUCUUUCAAAGGUAAUGAAAUUAAAUCAGCAAUUCCUCAACACAUAAAAUCGUUCACAAUCUUAGGUUUAAAAGAAUAUGAUUGGUCAAUUUUUAGCAAUGCAAAUAAUCUCGAAUCUCUUUCAAUAUCUAGCUCGUUUGGUAGAAAUAAAAUCUCUGAAUUUUCUGCUGAUAUGCUUCCAUCUUCAAUAACCGAUAUGUAUAUAGAUUCAUAUGAAUAUCCAAUAAAAAGAAAUACACUCCCAAAGAAUUUAAAGAAAUUACAUUUAGUUUUGGCUUGUGAUACUCCAAUAGAAGUUGGCUCAAUGCCCGACUCUCUCACAAGUCUAUCAAUUGGUAUUGGAUAUUCAAAGCCUGGUAUUCCAUUCGAAUCAAACUAUUUACCAAAAGGCUUAAAAGAACUAGACUUGCUACUAAACUCACUUAAAGAACUACCAAAUGACUUUAAACUGCCAGAUAGCUUAACAGUAUUAAAAAUACUCUGCAAUAAUCUACCACCUACUUUUACAUUUCCUCCAAAUUUAAAAACACUAGAACUCUACACCGAUGAACUUAAAGAAGAUCUAAAACUACCGCAAUCACUAGAGCACCUCGAACUUUGUUUAUCACAACAACAAUCAUUUAGCAUCGAUAUGAUUCCCAGAAAACUAAAAUCAUUAACAUUUAACAGCAAGCAACUAAUCGAUUUAAAUGGAAACUCAAUCUUACCAAAUACUCUCGAAAGCUUAGUACUCACAUCAGAACUUUACAAUAAUAGAGAAACACCUGUAUGUGGAUAUAACCAACAACUUUUACCGAAUAUGUUACCAUCCAGUCUCACCUCUCUAACCUUUUCUUUUUCAUCAAAUUUUGAUAAUGGCGGAACCCCAUUAACCGAAAACAUAUUUCCAUCAUCAUUGACCCAUUUGGAUCUCGGCGACUCAUUUAACCAACCAAUUGGGGCUAAUACUAUAUCUGGGCUCUGUUUAAAAACCCUCGUACUAGGUUCAUCUUUUAACCAAGAAAUUAUUGAAGGCUCACUUCCACCAAAUUUACAAGAAUUAGAAAUCAGAAAUUUUAGAUAUGACAAGUUUCCAAUCAAUGUAUCAAAAUAUACCACUGUUGUAUGCAAAAACUACUAUACCCAAUUCGAAAAAUCACCACAAUCACUAUAUAACCUCAAGUUUAAAAUAUUAAAUGAACCAUUAAAAGCAUUAUCCCUUCAAAACAAAUCAAAUUUAGAAUCUUUGGAUUUAGGUUUCAAUUUUAGUUUUAAUAUUUUAAAAGAGGAUCUACCAACACCCAAUAAUAUUAAAAAACUAGUAGUGGGCAAAAUUUUUGAUAAAGAGAUAAAUUUAGAUGAAGAAUUUUUCCCAUCUUUAGAACAAUUGUAUGUUGGCAUUUCAAAACCAAUUUUAAAAUCCAAUAUAACAAUAAACAAAAAUUUCAAAAAAAUAACAGUAAUUGGUUCAAAUGUUAUAUUUUUAGAUAAUUUAGAUCCUAUAUUUUUUAAAUAUUUAGAUAUAAUAGAUAAUAAAUAA